GGCACCCACACACACACACACACACAUACACGUACGCGCGCGCGCACGCACACUCUCAGCAGCCCGUCAAUGGGAUACUCAGCAUACGGACUUCUUUGGACUCCUGCAUAAAACGUUCUACCUCUGAAUAUUUGGGUCUGUUUUUCCCCCAAAACAAAUACGCUUCACCUCUGAUCGGUUUGAUUUAGCGGGUUGUUGCUAAAUCACCCUUAUGACUGUGCGGCAUGGGUAGGACGCGGGCUUUUACGCUGUGGGGAGACACCGUCCUGCUCCUCUUGCUCCUCUGGGAAGGCUCCUGGGGACUGUACUUUCCUCAGUCCACAUACUCAGAGAGCAUCUAUGUUGGCCAGGCAGCAGGUACACCAGUGCUGCAGGUGCACGCCAUGCAGGAGAGAGCUUCAGAGCAGCCAUACUUCUGCCUGUACUGGAGGAGGCUCCAGAAAUCUGCUCCUUAUGCAUCAUGGUUCUACAUCGACGCUGUCACUGGAGUGAUCUACAUGAACAAAACUCUGGAUUGGACUGACUUUGAGUCAAUAUCUAGCAGCUGGUUUGCGCACGCAAAGAGGUUGACCCUGAAAGUGACAGCGGCCCCCAUGUCUCAGAAAAUUCUGUGUGCUCAGUUCCCUAAUGCAGAGGUCAGUCUUACAUUCUUCAAUGCCACAGCGCCCACCUGUGGCCAGAUGAAGAUAGAGAAACUGUGCUUCCCUGAUCGGGAUAUAAACCCCCACAUUAAGGAGAACCGCAUGCCUGGACCUCUGCGCCAGCUUCGUCGCUUUACCCAUGCUGACCUCUGCCCCAACUACAACAUCAGCUACAGGGUGAAACCAGAGUCUCCAGUGCCGUUUAUAGUCAAUGACUCCACAUCUGAGCUGGUAGUCACAGCACCUCUAGACCGUGAGGAGAAGGAGGUCUAUCGUCUGAUAUUAACAUGUUUGGUGCAGACAGAAAAGGAAUUGUUCACUAAUUUUACUCCCCUGCAUAUCAGUAUAUAUGAUGAGGAUGACAGUCCCCCUUAUGUGAAUGGCACGGACACUGAGGAUGUGCUUAUAGAAUUUAGCCGCAAUAAGGGAGCAGCAUUUGGCGAUCUGUUUGUGUACGACAGAGACACAACUUCUACCUAUCACAAAGAACAGAGCCAGAAUAAGUAUGUAUGGACACUACUGACUAAUGACUCCUGGAUUAAAGACACAUUUACCAUUCAACAGAACUUCAGUGAGGAAAAGCCCAUCUUCGGCAAUGUGCGAGGGACAGUCUAUAAGUACAAGUUGCGUCUCAUCAGGAAUAUUUCAGUGGAUGAGAAGCGCUCAUUUCAGUUGGACUACCUGGUCAACGACACUACGUUUCGAGGCCCUGAGGGAACUGUGAUGCUGCAUUUUAAUGUUACCAUUUUGCCAGUUUCUAUUAGCUUCAGUAACAUCACCUACUUCUACGUGCUGUCUCGGAAGUCCAUGACCUACUCCCAGAUUGGUGAAGUAUGUGUGGACAACUGCCUGAAGUUCAAGGGUAUUGAAAUUGCAUACCAUUUAGAGUUGAGUGACAGGAACAUCUCGGCUAAUGUUCAGUCCUGCUACACGGCAGUUGAUGUGGCACGGAAUCUGGAGGACAUGUCUGGAGUUCUCUAUGUAAACGACACAGAGCCACUGCGCAGGCCUGAAUGUCAGGAGCUACAGUAUGUGCUUGUUGCUCAUGAGCAGCAUAAGCAGCUUCAGGCAAAAACACUAGUCAUCAUCAUUUUUGAAGGCGAAGCGGAUCCUUUAAGGACAGACGGACAGCGUUCCCUGGCCUGUGCAGAGAAGAGACAGCGUGGGGAGUGUGAGACAUUCAGCGGCCUGGGAACUUCCACUGGAAGAUGUCAGUGGAGACAAGGCACAGAAAAAGUGAUAUCAGAAAAUUACUCCACUUGUUCUCCAGACCUGCGUACAUGUCCAGAUGGCUACUGUGAUGUGAUUGAAAGCAAAAAUAUAUCCAUAUGUCCUCAGGAUUGCACCCGUGAGCCAAUUAUUGGAGGCCAUGAGAGAGGCCUGAUGCUUGGCAUUAAGGCAGGACAUGGAACCUGCUAUUGCUAUUUGGAGAAGUGUUUCUGUGAGCAGGAUGAUAUGGAAGAGGCGAUAUGCGAUGAUAUGUGUAAGACUGUCAUAGCCACUGCAGUCCUUCUCUCGUUCAUCGUCUCCAUCCUCCUCUCCUCCUACUUCAUCCAUCGUUAUCACAAGAGCACCCCUAAACCACCCAUCGCUUCAGCAGAGAUGACUUUCCGCAGGCCUGCCCAGUCCUAUCCUAUCAGCUACUCUGCCAACAAUGUUCGACGAGGUUCACUGGACUCCAUGGAAAACCAGGUGGCCAUCGACACCUUCAAGAUACCUGAGGAUCCAAAAUGGGAAUUCCCACGAAAGAAUCUAGUCCUGGGUAAAACUCUCGGAGAGGGAGAGUUUGGGAAGGUUGUAAAAGCAACAGCAUUCCGCCUUAAAGGAAAGGCAGGAUACACUACAGUAGCUGUAAAAAUGUUGAAAGAAAACGCCUCUCACAGUGAACUUCGUGACCUUUUGUCAGAAUUCACCUUGCUUAAGCAGGUCAACCAUCCACACGUAAUAAAAAUGUACGGAGCUUGUAGCCAGGAUGGUCCCCUGUAUCUGAUCGUUGAAUAUGCCAAGUAUGGAUCACUGCGAAACUUCCUGAGAGAGAGCCGGAAAGUGGGGCCCAGCUAUAUGGGUAGCGAUGCCAACCGUAACUCCAGCUACCUCGAGAAUCCAGAUGAAAGAGCUCUAACCAUGGGAGACCUCAUCUCGUUCGCCUGGCAGAUCUCCAGAGGAAUGCAAUACCUGGCUGAAAUGAAGCUUGUUCAUAGAGAUCUUGCAGCAAGGAAUGUACUGGUAGCAGAGGGCAGGAAGAUGAAGAUUUCAGACUUUGGUUUGUCUCGGGAUGUCUAUGAGGAAGAUUCCUAUGUGAAGAGGAGCAAGGGUCGUAUUCCAGUCAAAUGGAUGGCUAUUGAGUCCUUGUUUGACCAUAUAUAUACCACACAAAGCGAUGUCUGGUCUUUUGGUGUGCUGUUAUGGGAAAUCGUGACCCUGGGUGGAAACCCGUACCCAGGCAUUGCGCCUGAGCGACUCUUUAAUCUUCUCAAGACUGGCUACAGGAUGGAAAAACCAGAGAACUGCACUGAAGAAAUGUAUAGUCUGAUGCUUCGCUGCUGGAAGCAAGAACCAGAUAAGAGACCAACCUUCAGUGAGAUCAGCAAAGAGCUGGAGAAGAUGAUGGUGAAAAGCAGAGACUAUCUGGAUUUGGCAGCUUCCACUCCUGCAGACGCCCUGCUAUAUGAUGACACUCUGUCUGAAGAGGACACUCCUCUAGUGGACUGUAAUAACGCCCCUCUCCCUCGAACCCUCCCUUCCACUUGGAUUGAAAACAAGCUCUAUGGCAUGUCAUACCCGAACUGGCCUGAGAAGAGCCCGGUACUGCUCAACAGACUUGAUGCAACUAAUCCAGAAUUUACAAGAUAUGCCAAUGAUAGUGUUUAUGCAAACUGGAUGGCUUUGCCUUCUCCUGCAAAAAUUAUGGACAAGCUUGAUAGUUAAAAACGAAUGGUGGAAGAUGUGUAAAUGUAUAUUAAACUGUAUAUAAGUUAUAUGAUGCUAAAGUUGGUUCCCUUUUAUUUCUGUCGCUUUAGCAUUCUGUAUAAAGAGGCAUCUGACUGCAAAUUGGCUGGAAUUACUCACACUGUUAUGUGCAGUGUUUAGGUAUCUUCACUUUGAGGUCCUGUUGCCAAUGUUAUAUCACUGCAUGACUGUGUACACAGUUUAAUGUGCAUAUUCGGUGUCUUUCAAGUGCCUGUGUCGCUUCUAAUAUAGCCUCAAGUUAGAAAUAUAACUCAGAUAAAAUUUCAGCCCAGAAAUGAAAAGGGAACUUCUUUUCCAUCACCUGCUGUAGAUUUUUUUUUUUUUUUUUUUUUUGCUAAAUAAUUGUACAAAGAAUGGAUACAAAGGCCAUAGAGAAAAGUACAAAUGUUUCUUGUGCCCAUUUGCCAAAAGAAGAAUACCACUGGAAUUUGUCACCAAAAUGAUCAGAUAUUCUUGUGGUACCUCUGGAAUUUAAACUGAAUUUAAACAGUGUGAAUAUACUGAUUUAGUGUCUCAUGGCCAGUUAUUUUUGAUUUCUUGUGGAGACAUUCUUUGUGCAACCAUUCUAAUGCAAAUGAGUGUGAUUCCUUGUUAUAUUAUCAUAACAUUAUUAAUUUGAAAUCAAUAAAACUGAUAGAAGUCACUUGGCUUUUUGCUUGUUUUUAUAUUAUGGCAAUGAUUUUGUAUAGUAGGCUACAUGCUAUAUAUCAUAUAUAAAUAAAAUCAGAAGAAAUGCUUCUUUAUAAUACAAUGCAUAGUAAGUCCAUGGGUGGCAUGCAUAGUGCUACCCUGAAGUCAUAUUCCCUUCUUGCAUUACCGUAAAAAAUUAGACUACACUAUUAAACACUACUUUCACAUUAAACAUAAAUUUUACCAAAAGAAUAUUGAACAAAAACAUCCCUCACCACAACAACCACACUGACACUGACACUACUGAAUUAGAAAUAUGUCUAAGCUUCUGAAAUGGCAAUCUAUUAUUUCUGAUUGAGCAGCUGCUGCCUCUUGAAUGGAUGAUGACAUGCAUAGAAAAAAUAUAUUGAAUUACUUCAGUACACAGUGUAAUAGUUUUGUACUAUUUGUACAGAUUACUUUUGUAAGCCCAUGCGCAUCCUUGUCACAACAGAAAAAUCAAACAACAUGUUUAUAUCACAGUCAGUAAUUUUGGGGGAAAGUAAACAGAAGCUAGUCAUUUUGUAACUUUUAUCAAAAACAUAAUUUUAUGUGAUCUCUCUCUCUCUCUCUCUUUCUCUCUCUGGUUUUCAAAUCCUGGA
Molecule: messenger RNA, 4882 nt
Organism: Pangasianodon hypophthalmus (striped catfish)
Lineage: Eukaryota; Metazoa; Chordata; Actinopteri; Siluriformes; Pangasiidae
Gene: ret
Product: ret proto-oncogene receptor tyrosine kinase
Exons: 20
Coding region: 225-3569 (1114 amino acids)
Biological process (GO): cell surface receptor protein tyrosine kinase signaling pathway; positive regulation of kinase activity; homophilic cell-cell adhesion
Cellular component (GO): membrane; signaling receptor complex; axon
Molecular function (GO): calcium ion binding; ATP binding; transmembrane receptor protein tyrosine kinase activity
Source: RefSeq, a predicted model, not a curated record